Messenger RNA from Penaeus indicus, 2375 nucleotides. It is a transcript of the gene S2P, whose product is annotated as membrane-bound transcription factor site-2 protease-like. The record is from RefSeq and is a predicted model, not a curated record. Gene Ontology annotation, molecular function: protein binding; metalloendopeptidase activity. Gene Ontology annotation, biological process: regulation of response to endoplasmic reticulum stress; membrane protein intracellular domain proteolysis. The coding region runs from base 10 to 1263 and encodes 417 amino acids. The transcript has 7 exons. NCBI's taxonomy places the organism in Eukaryota, Metazoa, Arthropoda, Malacostraca, Decapoda, Penaeidae. Gene Ontology annotation, cellular component: cytoplasm; membrane.
AUUGGAGCAAUGGUAGUUGGCUUACUUCUCUUGCCUUCUAUUUUCCUGUUGAUUAGUGGAUUAAUCAACUAUUUACGCCCAGUCGCUGAUCAGUCAGUCCAGGCGUUGCAACCAAUUGUCCCUGGUGUAAACUUACCUAUUAAAGAGUUACCUUAUUAUUUUGCAACUUUACUAGUUGCAUCAAUCAUUCAUGAAGCAGGACAUGCUAUUGCAGCUGUAAAGGAAGAUGUCCAUGUGAACGGCUUUGGGUUUGUCCUUAUGUUCAUCCUUCCAGGAGCAUUUGUUGAUGUUCCAACAGAAGAAAUUCGCACUCUUACCCCUUUCAGACAGCUAAAGAUCCUGUGCGCUGGUGUGUGGCAUAACAUUGUUCUCGUUCUGCUUGCUGUGGCACUGGGUCUCUCCGUCCCCUACAUUCUACAACCCCUGUACAUUCAUGGUCGUGGAAUGACUGUUUUGUCAUUGACACAAGACUCCCCCGCCAGAGGUCCCACAGGACUAUCCACAGGAGACGUGAUCACUGCACUCAACAAGUGUCCUGUUAGAAGCAUGGAGGACUGGAGGGAGUGUCUUGUGAUGAGCAUUAAGUCCGACCAAAUGGGUUUUUGUGUCCCUGAGUCAGUGGUGCAUACAUAUGACGAGACCAUUCACCAUGCUUUCGAGGGUGCCGAUGGAUCCGUUCAGUGCUGCAGCGGGGACAGUGAGGCCCAUCUGUGUUUUGAACUCCUUGAAGACCGGGACUCGGACAAGGGUGUGGCAGCUAUGCAGCCAUUCUCAUGCUUGCCUGCACGGAUGGCUAUUUCACUGAGCACAAAGACAUGCAUCAACUCGGUGGCAUGCCCAGCUGACAGCCACUGCUUAGCCCCAUCGCUGCGGAAUGCCUCACGCCUCCUGCAGAUUAGCCGACGAGGCCAGAAGGGGGAGCUAAAGGAUGAUGUGCUUUACCUAGGGCCACCAGCAUACCUCUUCCACACAGUGACCCUAACCAGCUACAUCCCCAAGUUUUCCUUUGUCCCCCUGACAUGGCCUGGUACCCUGGAGACCCUGUGUGAUUACAUGAUCAAGUUUUCAGGUGCUUUAGCAGUCCUGAACAUGGUCCCGGUCUUGCACUUGGAUGGCUAUUGGAUCUUUGGGGCUAUGAUUGAUCUCUUCUUGGCCUCCCGGUGUGACCAAGUGACUAGAAGAAUUGUUCAUGUCAUCAUCACAAUAAUGGGGAGUGUUUUACUAUUCUUGAACAUUGUGCUAGGCAUCUGGAGUAUCUUGUAGGGAUGAUAAUAGUGUUCAAUUUAGGCAGAUUACUGUGUGUGUAUAUAUGCUAGGUCCAGUUUUUAUGUGAAGAGUCAGCAUCCGUCUCAAGGAAGAAAAAGAAAAGCUCUCUAGUUCCCAGUCCUUUAACCAAAAAUAUGUACUUUGGUUCUGCCUUUGUGUGUUGAGUUAACAUUAGUUAAGGAUGAGAUAAACUCAGAAAACACAUACUCUUAAUGUACAAAUGCAUCUGUGUAUCACCUGACAAAAGUUGUGUAAACUGUGUUAUUUUCAGUAAGUAUUUGAGAAUUUGCAAGUGAAAAAGAUAUGAUUCAUGAGUGAUGAGCUUGUUAGUUGGUGUGUUUAAAUACAAACUAUUAAGCUUAUGGUUAGGUGGCAGAACAUGAUUGUGUGCCUUUUUUUUCUGCAGCAUAGUUUGUUAUUUUUUCUCUCUUUUCUGUUAUCCGAAUAAUUGAAAGGAAAAUACUAGAAUGAUAAUAUUGCUGCUGCUAAUAUUAAAAUUUCAAAUAAUGGUGAUAAUUGUGUAUGAUUAUGUUUUUGGAAUAUGGUGAUUAUAUUCCUGGUAUCCAUGAGUAAACACAAAAAAUAACUUAUUUAGUGUUUUAUUUAAUAUACAGGUUUAACAAGAAAUUACCAUGCAAUGUUGAAGAAUCAUAUGUAUCUUAUUGUUAUAGUGCCAUAGCAAUAUGAAUUUUUUAUUUUUCAAAAAGUAAGUUUUUCUGGAACAUUUAUGGAUUAUGUAAUGGUUGGUAUUUAUCUUUAUUUAUAUACUAUUUAUAUUUAUUUAUAUAUUUGUUUUAUUUUAAGAGUUUCAUUACUUUGUUGAAUUAAUGUAAUGGUUGGUAUUUAUCUUUAUUUAUAUACUAUUUAUAUUUAUUUAUAUAUUUGUUUUAUUUUAAGAGUUUCAUUACUCCGUUGAAUUAUUGGAGUUAAAUUUGAUUAUUGCUUAGUGCGUAUAAUUUUUGGCAGUAUUCAUAAUUGGGGAAAAGUGAGUAUUAGAAUCAACUUUUGAUUAUUAUUGUUAUUAGUAUUAUUUGUUAUUAUAGAAUUAUCAUAUUUGGAUUUAUUAUUGUUUGAUUUAAUAUUGUUUUCUCAUUAUUAAUUAUUAUUAU